UUCGAAACUUUCAAAACAGAGGUGCUGUCAUGGACGUGAAUUGCAAUGAUCCGUUUUCAACGACUCUAAAUGACAAUCCCGAACAAGUUAGAAUCAAGUCAGUCAAACUGUCCCAGUUGCUUUAUGCUGAUGCCGCGAACGAUGUCUUUACAAGAGAAUCACUGAAGAAAAAAAGACAUCUCGAAAAGGAAAGAGGCAAAGGCGAAGGAGAAAGUGAUAAUGCGUGUGACAUACGACAUCCUUCCUGUUCACUGCUUCCAUUUCGAUUCGAUACUCAGGAAGAACCGGAGAAAAUUUCCGGGAAACGAAAGAAGAGGAAAAUCAAAUCCACCUUGAAUUCGGUUUCUAAGAAAUCACAGUCAAGUAAAGUAAAGGAAAGAAUCAGCCAGGAAGAACUCGAGAAAACCGAAGGAUACAGGCUGUUUAUGGAAGCAUUGGCAGCACAUGCGAUCAAGAAAAGCUGCCCCAGACUGCCUGCUAAAUAGACUGCCUGAUAGUCAUAAAUCUGUACUCAGUCCUGCACCAAGCCUUAAACUGAAGAUUAGUGCAGAAAAACAGUUGGAUCAAUAUCAGUAUCUGGGCAACUACCCACCUACCCCUCCCCUAACCCAGCAUUAGCCCAACAUGUUAUCAAUUGACUGUUGUUGAGUUAGGGGAGGGGUAGGUGGGCAGUUGCCCAGAUACUGAUAUUGAUCCAAACAGUUUUCUUUAACUCUAAGGGAACCAGAACGAAAAUUCAAUAAAAUUACUUACACUUUUUAAUUGUCCAUUUUCUGUGUGAGAGAUGUAAAAUGAAUAUUUGACUUUUUUCCAGUAUAUGUUCUAUAUUCUACUACUUUUAAAGAGUUUUAUGCGAUCUGUAACAUGCAGGGAAAACUAUUGAGAGACAAAAAGCUCAUAAGGUAAUCUUCUUCAAUCGCACUGUUGCAACAUGGCUGAUCUGUGUCUCUCAUGUGACCUGCGAAGGCGGGAACAGCGCACUGUUACUUCAUGUGACUACUUGUUACAAAUCCUCUCUGUUGUUUAAAAGGAAACGAUGAAACAUAACUCGAAAUGGU
Molecule: messenger RNA, 1058 nt
Organism: Pocillopora verrucosa
Lineage: Eukaryota; Metazoa; Cnidaria; Anthozoa; Scleractinia; Pocilloporidae
Source: RefSeq, a predicted model, not a curated record